This is a messenger RNA of Homalodisca vitripennis (glassy-winged sharpshooter), 1210 nucleotides long. It is a transcript of the gene RpLP0-like, whose product is annotated as mRNA turnover protein 4 homolog. The coding region runs from base 160 to 1119 and encodes 319 amino acids. Lineage: Eukaryota; Metazoa; Arthropoda; Insecta; Hemiptera; Cicadellidae. The record is from RefSeq and is a predicted model, not a curated record. Gene Ontology annotation, molecular function: RNA binding. Gene Ontology annotation, biological process: rRNA processing; nuclear-transcribed mRNA catabolic process; ribosomal large subunit biogenesis. Gene Ontology annotation, cellular component: nucleolus; preribosome, large subunit precursor. The transcript has 5 exons.
CUUCAUUCAAUCCUCAUCCUCAUUCGUGAUGGUGUUUGUUUAGCUCCACGUUCUUAGCUUUGAGGUUAGGUGGUACGUAACAAAGUUUUUUGUAGUACAUUGGUUUGAAAUAUUUCAGUGAGGUAAAGGAACGAGAAUAAAGAAUUUAACUUUUUUACAAUGCCAGUGUCUAAACGGGAUAAGAAAGUGUCUUUGACAAAGACUACAAAGAAAGGAAUGGGAUUGAAACAAAAACUAGUUGAAAAUAUUCGAAAAAGUCUAGAAACCCAUGAGAAUUUGUUUGUGUUUACCACUCGCAAUAUGAGAAAUGGACCGUUGAAAGAUGCAAGAGACACUUGGCUAGGAAGCAGGUUCUUCAUGGGAAAACCAAAGGUGAUGGCCUUUGCUCUGGGUCGCACCGAGGCAGAAGAACAGCACAAGGAUCUUCACAAAGUAUCUCCAUUCGUCAAGGGACAGUGCGGACUGCUGCUAACCAGCAAGCCCAAGGAUGAAGUGAUUCAAUGGUUUCACAGCUACUCAAACAAGAGUUAUGCCAGAUCAGGGUUUGUACCUACAGAAACGAUAAAGUUGGAAGCUGGACCUCUACAAGAGUUUGCUGCAGCCAUGGAACCACACUUACGCAGCCUUGGUCUCCCCACACAGCUGGAGAAAGGGAAGAUCAUUUUGCGUGAGGACCACACCGUGUGUACGCAGGGUGUCCCAAUUACCCCAGAACAGGCCGGUAUACUGAAAUUGCUUAAAAUUCAAAUUGCUGAAUUCAAGUUAACACCAUUAUGUGUGUGGUCUAAAGAAGGAUAUUUUAAAAAACUAAAAGGACCGAAAGAAGAGUCCUUAGUAGCAACUACUCCUAUCACUUCAAAUACCACCACUACCACCACCACCACCACCACCAAAUCAACUCCAGAAAUCCCCAACAAUAGACUUGAAGAUGAAGAAAUGGAGACAGAAAAGAUGUCUCCGGAUUUUCGACCCAGGAGAUCUACGAGAAUUAAAAAACCAUUAAAAAGAACUCCUGAAGAAAGGAGAUCAUCCAUUAAAAAAUUAACAGGAACACCAUCGUUAUCUUCCAAAGGAACACCUUCUAGGAAGAGUGUAAGGAAUUUAAAAAUUUCAGAGUAGAAAGACGCUAAUCUAUGUAUGUAAUUGUUUUAUUAUAUAACACUGUUGAAUAUUUGUAAAUAACAUGAAUAAAUGUUUGUGUUCUAAUCAA